AGACUAUCAGUCCUCCCUCUUUAAAACACACACACACAGUCAGUGUCGGUGUGAGAGAGCAGCGUGUCAGGAGGAUCUGACCGAGUCCCUGAACACUGCGGACAUGGCCAGCCCCGGCUCCAGAGAUACCGAAUGGGGAGAGAGCCAACAGCAAGACUCCGGACCCGGGCCAGCUUUCACCGAAGCUCAACACUGGAUCGAACAAGUAACAGGCAGAAGUUUUGGUGAUAAGGACUUUCGAACGGGUUUGGAAAAUGGAAUCUUGCUUUGCGAGUUGUUAAAUGCUAUUAAGCCUGGGGCCGUGAAGAAGAUCAAUCGUUUGCCGACUCCCAUUGCAGGACUGGACAAUAUUACAUUAUUUUUGAGAGCGUGUGAAGAGCUUGGACUUAAGGGAUCGCAGCUUUUUGAUCCAGGUGAUCUUCAAGAUAUGACCAAUAGAGCCACAAUCAAGGUAUCAGAUUACAGCAGGAAAAUGAAAAAUGUUUUGAUCACUAUAUAUUGGUUGGGAAAAACAGCAAACAGCUGCACAUCCUACAGUGGGCCGACCCUGAACCUGAAAGAAUUUGAAGGAUUGUUAUCUCAGAUCCAAAAGGAGAUGGAUGAUACAGACAGUCCAAAAAGAAGCAUUCGUGACAGUGGCUACAUUGACAGCUGGGACUCUGAACGCAGCGACUCCCUGUCACCUCCCAGACAUACCAGAGAUGAUUCCUUUGAUAGUCUGGAUUCAUUUGGAUCACGAUCACAACAGACACCAUCCCCAGAGGUGCUACUUAGAGGAAGUAGUGAUGGUCGUGGCAGUGACUCUGAAACAGAUGUAACACAGAAGGCACCUGACAUGAAACGAGACGACAUGUCUGUAAGACGGACUUCCUAUAGUGAACCCAAGUCAUCCGUGCCAUUUAACCAAUAUCUACCCAACAAGAGCAAUCAUACGGCCUAUAUGCCAGCACCUCUUCGGAAAAAACGGGCAGAGCGAGGGGAAAAUUAUCGGAAGAGCUGGAGUAACACUACUUCACCUGUAGCAGCAGAGCGACCAUUCAGUCAUAGUCACCCAGAGACUAUAGAGGAAGAGCAAAAUGAGGAAUCCUAUCAAGACGAAGAGUUUAGCCAGCUGUCAUCUACAUUUUCUGAGGUUCAAGGAAUUGAUCAUUCCAAGGCAACAGUGAAAUGUGAAUCGUCUCUUCCUGGGGAUGCUGAUAGUCUUAAGAAUCAUUCACAAGUUUGUGUGGCUGAAGACUCAGGACACAGAGUGCCCAGAGAAGACACAAAGUGGGAGAGGAAAGAUGAAGAAGAAAUCAAGAAGUUGAAGAGAAUUCAGAAAGCUGGUAUCACAGUCAUGCCAGCAUCUAAGCGAUACUGCAGACAAAAGCGGCAAGAUGAAAGCUGUGGGCAAACCACUCCAGAUAUCAUCCUCCGCAGGGAGAAUGCAUUUUUGACAAGCUAUCAGGACAAUGAGUCAGACUCUGAGGAGGAAGAACAAAAAGUUCCAGAUAUUGAGAAAGACGACCUCGCAUUGAGAAAAGCACAGAUGCAUCAGUGCAAGUCCAAAGUUGUGGUCAAUCAAUUCUUACCUGGACCAUGCACAAAAAAAGAUAGGGAGCGCUGGAAGAGUAUUAAACAAUCUGCAUAUGAAGCUGUCAGAGCUUCACAAAGUAAAGAGCAGAAAAUGGACAGCCAAAGUCAUAUUCAGGUGACAGAGAGUGAGUUGAUUGUCCCACAAAAAGCAAGUAUGCUGCUGGAGUCACAGCAGGAGAAUGACGCCAAGGUGGAAGAGCAGCAGAAAGGCCCAGAUAUAGAGCGUGAUGACCUGGCUCGGCGAAAGGCCCUGGGUGGCUUUACUGGUCGGCAAAAGCCUCAAACCUUCAGUCCUUCCUCGAUCACAUCAGCUGAUAUGGAAAUGUGGCAGAAGCUCCAGCUUUCUACUGACACCAGUGAGGACACUUCCAAGCCAAAUAAAAAAGUUUCUGAAGUGAAGCCAAUGUCUGAAACUGAAGUAGAAAAAGCAGCUCAAGACAACCCUUCCUGCCGAAAGGCAAGAAGCAGGACAAGUGCUUCAGGAAGCUGCCAGCGUUCUGUGCAUUUUGGUCCUGUGACGGAGAUAGAUCAGCAAUACUGGGAGAAGUUAAACAUUGCUGGGACCGGUCCAGACAGCGAAGCACAGAAAGGGGCAGACGGUUGUACUAUCAAAACCUACACCUGCCAUCUCUUACCCUCAGUUGCUUCGACAGUUAUCCUCAAUUCACAGGACAGUAUAAUAGAAGGUGAAUCACAAGUCAUUUCUGGCAACAAAAUCAGUCUUGACUCUCAAUGUGAGCUCAGCUGUAAAUAUGAAGACAUGUUCCACACUGAUACAUGCACAGCUGAGUAUUUUCGACGAACCCCUUCUCCUAUCUUGGUUGUCCAGACUGUAACUCUCAGCGAAAGCAGUAAUGAUUCCAGCGAGGAAGAUGAUGAUGGGAAGACCCCGGAUCUAGAGAAAGAUGACAUGAUGACCAGGCGGAUAAAAGCCUCCUCCAAACAGAGAAGUGCUGCCUUUAAUAAAUUCCUCCCAGUCCCCAGUUCACAGCGAGGACAGUCCAAGAGUGGAAUUAGUAAAGGACCUGAGAAAGAUGUAAAGACAGUGAACAAACCCAAGAAGGAAUCUCUGAGGACAUACAGUCCUACAGAUGCCCUGUCUGAUGAUGCAGGAAGCAUUAGUAUGAUCGAUAUGAGGCCCGAAGAUGUUACAAUCCAGCCUCAUAGUAAAGCUCGGCAUGAGGAACUACACAACAUUCAUAGCCGGCUACGUGAGGACCAGGACAAAUGGCAAGACGAUCUGGCUCGCUGGAAGAACCGCAGGAGGAGUGCAUCCCAGGAUCUAAUCAAAAGGAAGGAGGAACGAGAUAUUGUGGAAAAAAUAAUGAGCGGGGAGCGCAGUUCAGAAAGGCGGAGGAGCAUUAAAACAUACAGAGAAAUUGUGGAGGAGAAGGAAUGCAGAGAACUUGCUCUUCAAGAAGCGUAUAAAAAUGCAAGGACACCUGAAGAGGCUGAAGCCAUUUUGAAAAAAUAUUCACAGAGAUUUAUCAUCAGUGAACCUAUUCUUGAAAGCCUGGUGAUGCCAAAAUUCCUGGAAAGAAGUCAAUCUGUGGACUCUGAUACUCCAUCCUCACCAACAAAAGAUCCUAAUUCACUGAAGUACUUACGACAGCAAUCAUUGCCUAUCCAAAAAUAUACUGCUACUGUUGAAGCGAUGAUCAUGCCCAGCAGCCAGUCCCAGACAAAUGUUUCUGCAACAGUAACAUCCCCAACCAGAACUAUUGCCUCUAAGGCAGUGCCUAUGUUGACCCCCAAGCCUUAUUCACAACCAAAAGAUUCACAAACUGUGCUGAAAUCAUUUAAGAAGGAUGGAAAAAUUAGAAUGAAUGGGGAGACCAGCCCAACAUUCACCAGAGUUGAAGAGAAGGAACCCACAUCUGCAAUACCUACAUCAUCACAGAUGCUUGCAAAUGUGGCAAGUGUGGACACUCCCCCAUUAACAUCUCAAAUUGAUGAUAACUGCCAUGUGUCUGGACCAGAACAGGAGAUUUCUUCAACCAUAAAUGACCCAGAGACUGAAGAUACAGAGCAAGAGGAACGGACUGAAAUGCCAAUCAUCAUUGGCACCAGUCAACAGUCGAGCACAGAAGAAGGACCUGAUCUGAAACCUUGUUGCAAUAAGACUGAAAAAGGGACAGUGAAAGAUACAACACAAGAAGAAGAUCAUCCUUCGAACUUGGAAACAUCGACAGUACACAUUGCCCUCUCAAAUAAUGUAACAAAGAACACAGUUGAUUCCAAAAAUCUAAUGACUGACGAAGCCUUUUUAAAUCCUGAGAAAGAGAAGCCCAGUGACAGUGUGCAAAUACAACUUCAACAAGAGACAUUAAAAUCAGAGGCACUUCAACACGGUGAAACGGGAGAUGUAUUUGAAUCCAUUCAGAGAAUAAGUGAACUGGAGGAAGAGACUACAGGGGGCAGUCAGCCUGAUAAUGCUAUUAGUCAGCAAGAGUCACCUAACACUGCCAGUGUUCCGGUUAAAGUUCGGAACUCCUGGCGACGCUCAGAAUUUUUCUCUCAGCCAGCAGAAGUGAAAGACAGUGAAAAUGUAAAUAUCCCAGUUGCUCCUUUAAAUCUCCCUAAGCGUUUUGACCGCUGGUAUUGGGAUCCAGAAGAAGAACGCAAGCGUCAGGAAAGAUGGCAGAAAGAGCAGGAACGCUUGCUCCAGGAAAGGUACAGAAAGGAGCAAGAAAAACUUCGCCAGGAAUGGGAGAAAGCACAAAGAGAGGUUGAGGAAGAGGAACGUAGAUACCAUGAAGAGGAACGUAAAAUUAUUCAGGAAACAGUGACCCCGCUGACUCCACAAUCACCAGCAUUGUCUGCCCAUCAUCCCAAUGAGUGGAUCUGUCCAUCAAAACGUGAGGAAAACUCUCAUUCUGACCACAUUGAGAGUUCCUCCAUGGAUCCGGAGAACACGAAUGUCAAAUUGCAGAAAGAUGCAGUGGAAGCAGAGAGUUGGCAGGCAGAAGAUAAAGGACAAAUGGAAGCAGAAGAGGAGCACCGAUUGCAGAAGGAACAGCAACAUAAAUUGAUGUGGAAACCAGCAGAUUCACAGAACUUUAAAAAAGAUGAGACUGAGCAACAGGAAAACUGGGAUGAAACUGGGAAGAGCAAAGUGGAGACUUGGCACUGGCAGGAGAGCAAACAACUAGAAUCUGAACAGCAAAAGUUGAAUGUCCAAUCUGAAGUACACAUUUUCCAAAUGGACAAGGAGACUGUUAGUGAAAGACAGCCCCAAGCAAUCUGGCAAAUACCUUUUGCAGAUCACCAGAAAUUACCAGCUCAAGCUGCAGGAUCUCCACUAUUUGCUAGCAAAUCAUGGAAUACAGAGGAACCUCCUUCGUUCCUUGAAAUUCCAAGGAAACAACAACAAGGAGAUGUAGUGAAGACUGGGUCUCUGGACAGAAGCUGGGCUCUUCAGUCUAAUAUAAUGGACAGAAAAAACUGGUCUGGAUCUCAUGAAAACUUACAAUCGGGUCAAUCUCCGCCACUCCCACACUCAUCUCUUCAGCUACAGGCACCCAGUAGGUCAGUCAGUGGGAAGAAGUUGUGCUCAACUUGUGGGCUUCCUCUUGGAAAAGGUGCAGCCAUGAUCAUCGAAACACUCAGUCUAUAUUUCCAUAUUCAGUGUUUCACGUGUGGUAUCUGUAAAGGUCAACUUGGAGAUGCAACCACUGGGACAGAUGUCCGGAUUCGUAAUGGGCUUCUUAAUUGUAAUGAUUGUUACAUCAGGUCCAGAACUGCUGGACAACCCACUACUUUAUGACCGUGCCACAUGUCAAUCAGCAACAGCAACUGGAUGUCAGGAAAAACACGGAUGGCCCAUGCUCAACGCUGAUCAUUGCGACGAUUGCUUUAUGGACAAUCAUGGGUAGAAACUGUCAUUCACUGGCUUUCUCAUUAGAAGAGAUAUUAUUUUCCAAAGUAGCUUCUAUCUGCAUUGUUAUUUUGGCAGUCUACGCCUUGGAUCUUUUCAAAUUUAGUGAAACCACCAUUCUUUUGUGCUCAGAGUUACAAAAGUAGCGUACUAAAUUUCAUGGCAAAUAAAAGCUUUUAACUGGACACCUAUUUAAUUAA
Molecule: messenger RNA, 5652 nt
Organism: Chiloscyllium plagiosum (whitespotted bambooshark)
Lineage: Eukaryota; Metazoa; Chordata; Chondrichthyes; Orectolobiformes; Hemiscylliidae
Source: RefSeq, a predicted model, not a curated record